AUGGGAGACCACAGGCUGCCAGGGAAUCAGGCUCGGCGGACAGUAAAGCCAAAAUCCCAAGACAAGGCCGGAAAAUAUGUGCCGAAGAACUCGUCCAAGUGUUUUUUAAAACUCAGGAAAGAGCAAACGAAGAUGCCCACAUCUGUGGAGGCCCAGCAGCGGCAGAAUGUUAAGGAACGGCCAGAUGACUUCAGGAAAAGCGGGACACCAAUUGAACGGCUAACCCCACGCAGCAUGGAGAAUUCCCUUUUUCCAACGAUUUCUCGCCGAGCGCGCAGUUCCAUCAACAACAAGAGUCAGAGAAAGCUGACCAGUGAUUCAGGACUAUAUCACUCUCCUUUGCCAGUCCAGCAUAGAAGUUUCUUGGACGAUAUAGGUGCCCACCAGAAUAAUCAUCUGCUGUCUCCCUGGCCUCGAGGAGAAGAUACUUCUGCAGACAUAUUAAUCAAAAUGCUGGAGACACCGAAAUAUAACCGGACGCUGGAGUACAAGUGGCCCUUCUGGGAAGAUCACAGGGAAGCAACCAAGCAGCCCACCAACUCUUGCAAACCGUCUCAAGGGAAAUUUGAUCUGGACCCACAUAGGCUUUCCUGGUCAUGUAGAUGCAGUUGGCUCCACGACAGCAAACACAGGAGACAGGAUCUGCUUGACUCUUCUCAUUAUAAAUAUAUAUACAAAGGAGGGGAAGAUAAAUGGGCUGAAAGUUUUAGAGAUCCCAUGAAGCAAACUGACACGAGAUAUGAAAACCAACUAAGCUAUGAAGAGUCACCUGUGAAGAAAACUGAUCUGUGUACUUUUGAUCUCAAGUAUAAUAGGAAAAUGAGCAGAAUAAAGGACAUCACACUCUCUAAACAGGAAACCAGCUUUAUCAUAAAACUCCAAACCCACCAAAAUGCCUUUAAAGCCCACAAGGAGAUUAUGAAUGAACCAUCAUACUUGAAAAGCAACCAUCUGACAAUACUAGGAAAUGAAGACCCUGUAACUGAUCCAGAUGAUCUUGAGCUUCAAUGUGACAACAUCAGUGACCCAGGAAAAGUUGAACAAGCUUUUAAACCAACUGACUGGAAAUAUUAUAUAAGAAAGGAUGACCCUACAACCAGCACCCUUGAGCAGUUAUUUAUGAGAAAAAGAUGGGCUUGUGGGUGCUCUAGUCCUACAUCAAAAAUACAUUCAGAUGGUGAAGAUUACAAUAACAAUGAUGAAGAAGGGAAGAAAGUGAUGGAACAUCAGAAAAAAUAUAAGUAG
Messenger RNA from Meriones unguiculatus (Mongolian gerbil), 1245 nucleotides. RefSeq lists its product as uncharacterized. The record is from RefSeq and is a predicted model, not a curated record. The transcript has a single exon. The coding region runs from base 1 to 1245 and encodes 414 amino acids. NCBI's taxonomy places the organism in Eukaryota, Metazoa, Chordata, Mammalia, Rodentia, Muridae.